Trichomonas vaginalis G3 is the source of this 2388-nucleotide messenger RNA. RefSeq lists its product as uncharacterized. Bases 1 to 2388 code for a protein of 795 amino acids. The transcript has a single exon. The record is from RefSeq and is a predicted model, not a curated record. NCBI's taxonomy places the organism in Eukaryota, Parabasalia, Trichomonadida, Trichomonadidae.
AUGACAUUCAUUAAUUCAAAAGGAUUCUUCUUGACUCCGUUUGAUUAUUCGAUUCCAAAAGAUGUUCGUUACAAAAUUUUCAAAAUUGGUCAGAAAGAAGCUAAUAAGAACAAAUCACACGAUAUAUACGUUAAAAACCGCAACGGAAUGACAGAAUUUUACAAAAUUGUUUUAAAAAAUAUUGGCUCAGGAAUUACACAAUGCAAUGUAUUUCAUGUCAUAACACAUUGUUUAGAUUCACCAUACCAUGUCACAGUUCCCGGAUCAAUUUAUUUCUUAACUUAUGAUAAUAUCAGAAAAUCUUUAGUUGCUGACGUCGAAUUAGACAAAGACUUGAAUCCAUCUGUUUCUUUUAACAUGGUUAUUGAUAGGCAUCCAUGCCAUCUUACUAUUAGACCAGGAAGCGACAAACAAAUAGCAUUUGGCAGGCAAUCAAUGGAAAUUGGUCGAUUCAUGGGUAUCCACUAUGAGAUAUUCAAGAAUGGUGUUACUUCUAAACCAAAUUUCUCCAAAUAUGUUGAGAUUUUACGGGAAUCAUAUCAAAGAUUGAAUUAUUCAGCUAUUGGUGUCUACAUUGUUCAGAACAAUGAAACAGUUCCUGUUUGUCUAUUCUCACAAGACUGGUUACGGCCGGAAUUAGACAUUUUAAUCUCCAAAUUAGAUAAAAGUCAAGUUAUCAAUGGAGUUACAGCCAGAACUAGUUUAUCACAAGUUCGCAUCACGAUGCAUACAAUUGUUGUUGAAGAAACAACGUAUUUGAUGGUAUUUGCAGCAGAUAUCUCUUCAUCAAUUCUUAGAUCAAUCAUAGAACUGAUCCAAACCAUUACAUCAUUGAUUACUAUACAUCACCAUACACAGAUCUGCACAAGAGAGCUUUCUACCGAUUUCACACACAUUUCACAUGUUGUUGACACAUCCAAAAAAUUGUGUAUUUUUGAGACGAUCGACGAUGAACUUAUUUGGUCGCAAGGAUAUCUUUACGACAGAAAAUUCAACAAAGAAAUGUUCAAUGCAAUCAAAACACGUACAUUCGAAGCUCUUCAAAUGAAAGUUGGUGAAUGCAAAUCUAUUGUUGUUCCUAUGUGGGAAUCAUCAAAUGACAGACGUUUUAUUAAUAUUUGUGCAAGAAAAAGUUAUUCUAAUAUUCAUAAUUGUGAAGUUGUCACUUUUAUUGCAUUAGAUGUUAGUAAUGAAUAUAAUUCAGGUAUUUUUGAUAAUUUUAAGCUUAUGAAUGGAAUUAUUUUUGGUGUUUUGCAUGAUAUGUCACGUGUUCGUGGUGAUGAUUUCACAAUAGAAACAAGUCCUCCUAUCAAACGAUAUUUGGGUGAAAUUCCAUCAUCAGAUUUCUCAGUUAUUACUAAUUUGACUGAAUCUAAACAACUUAAUUCAUUCAUCGAACGAAAGCAGAGUGAAGUUCGAAUAAUUAAGUCUAACGGUCUUCCUUUCAUUGUUGAAACAGUUCCAUUAGGAAAUAACGGUGAUUUCGCAUUUUAUCCAGCGAAACCACUUAUGAAAGCGAUUCCACAGUUCUUGAAUAUGUUCUUCUCAGUUCAGAACGAGAAAAUAUCACGAAAGAUCAGGUUGUCAUUUUUCGACAUUUCUCGUGAUGAAUUUCUUGAUAUCGAGAUGCUUUCAUAUCCAGCACCAGAUGUUGAAUGGGAAUCACCAGAAGAACUGAACGAUUCUCCUUCAAUCAGGAAACACAUUUUGAACAUCUCAGGAACAUUCUAUGGUCAUAAAUGCAUCACAUUUCUUCAAUGCGUGAAUGAUUGUUUCAAGUUCGGUAAAUCAUCAUCUGUUGUCUAUGUCCAUGACGACAGUUCAGUUAAACCAUUCCUUGUUCAAUGCCAGUACUCACACGGUAUACUUACCAUUGUUUUGUUUUCUAUCGAAGAAGAGAACAACGUCUUAGUUCAUGCUAUGCAAGUUAUGAACGUGCUUGAUGGUGUGAACUGCACCGGACAUAUCUUCAUGUAUCGAUUCGUUCCUCAUAUCACAGCAGAUGGAAUUUUUGUUUCUCCUCCAUCAGGAAUGUAUCCUAUCCUCUUCUCCGAGUCAUCAUUCAGACACAUCUACAUGCCACACCAAGCGAACAUCCUUUCACAGCAGAUACAGACAGGACGUGUUGAGAUGGCCCUUCUUCUUAAGUACGACAUCCCUCGUUGGUACAUCGACAUCGGUGUUUGCAUCGGUGAAGAGUUCAAAGGUAUGUGUUUCCGUGUUCCUCCAAACGCUAUUUCAGAAGGUAAACUAAAUCGAUCUAAAGUCUUGAAGAGUGCUAAUAACUUGAUUAACUCAUUCUAUCAUCUUAACGAAGCGAUUUCAGACUGUGACAUCAGUGAAGCUCUUGAAUGUUUGAAUGAAAUCAAGAAGUUUUCAGGAAAAUAA